Messenger RNA from Penicillium nucicola, 1089 nucleotides. Its product is annotated as N5-glutamine methyltransferase family protein. The record is from RefSeq and is a predicted model, not a curated record. Lineage: Eukaryota; Fungi; Ascomycota; Eurotiomycetes; Eurotiales; Aspergillaceae. Gene Ontology annotation, molecular function: methyltransferase activity; nucleic acid binding. Gene Ontology annotation, biological process: methylation. The coding region runs from base 1 to 1089 and encodes 362 amino acids. Gene Ontology annotation, cellular component: mitochondrion. The transcript has 2 exons.
AUGCCUCGUAUACCGUUCUCGCUAAUAUUAAAAGCUCAACGGGAGAGCCAAUUACUCUCUCUACUUCUCAAAGAAUGUCGUACCAUCGAUUCCGCCCGUAAUGAGCUUCGCUGGCUACGCGAACGGGCAAUUCGCGAUAGCUGGUCGCUUUCAAGAUCGAAGACCAGAUGGAAGUCUCGAUUAAGAUCUAUGUGUCAAUUGCGAUCAAAAGGAUAUCCACUGCAGUAUAUACUGGGCGAUCAGCCCUUUGGUGAUUUGGAAAUCCUCUGCAAAAAGGGCGUGUUGAUCCCCAGGCCAGAGACUGAAUCAUAUACAUACCAAGCAGCCAAAUUAGUCCGUCAGAUGGCCCUGGAUUCAAUCGACAAGCCCAGAUCUGGCAGUCACGCCAGACCCCUGCGCAUAAUUGACCUUUGCACAGGGACAGGGUGCAUCCCACUUCUGCUACACGCAUUACUUGCACCUCAUUUCCAGACAAUGUCAAUUACGGGGAUAGAUAUCAGCCCCAUAGCAUUGAAUCUGGCGCAGACCAACCUCAAGCACAACCUGCAGUUGGGCAAAUUGACAUCGCGCGCAUCGACGGAUAUCCAAUUCCACCGUGGCAAUGUCCUUGGCUCCAGCAGUGAUGAUCCAAUACCCUCGAUUGAUUCACUCUUCUUACCAUAUAACCUGAAAUCAAGUUCCUCACCCGCAGACCAAACUGCGGAUUGUGAUCUGUUGAUAUCCAACCCACCUUACAUAUCCCAACAUGAAUUCGGUAACGGGACCACUGCACGCAGUGUACGACUAUUUGAGCCCAAAAUGGCACUUGUUCCUCCUUCGUCGGUUACCGAAGGAGCUGGUAGACCCGAGGAUAUCUUCUACCAUCGUAUUCUUGCCUUGGCAUUUAAGCUGAGGGCAAAGAUUACCGUCUUCGAGUGUGGAGAUCUUGACCAAGCCAAGCGGGUUAUUGCGCUUCAUGAAACACUUGCAUCUAGGGAGUCGGGUCAAUACAGGGCAGAGGUCUGGCCAAGUAGUGAGGGUGACUUGGCCGAGAAUGGGUUUCAUGCGACUGAUGGGUCUCGAGGUGUGAUUAUUCAACGAUUGUCCUAG